Messenger RNA from Eleginops maclovinus (Patagonian blennie), 3226 nucleotides. RefSeq names its product myoneurin (gene mynn). Gene Ontology annotation, molecular function: protein binding; DNA-binding transcription factor activity, RNA polymerase II-specific. Lineage: Eukaryota; Metazoa; Chordata; Actinopteri; Perciformes; Eleginopidae. The record is from RefSeq and is a predicted model, not a curated record. Gene Ontology annotation, biological process: regulation of transcription by RNA polymerase II. Gene Ontology annotation, cellular component: nucleus.
AUGGCUAAUGUCUCCAGUCAUGGGAAGCUGCUCCUGCACCGCCUCCAUCAGCAGCGUGAGAUGGACUUGUGUGACAUCACCAUCAUGGUGCGAGACGUAGAGUUCAGAGCCCACCGCAACAUCCUGGCUGCGUUCAGCAAGUAUUUCUCCUCGCAGGCUGAGAAGGGUCAAGACAUCACGACCCUAGACCCCGAUAAGGUCAGCCGCUACGCCUUGGAGAAGCUUCUGGAGUUUAUCUACACUGGACAGAUGAACCUCAGCAGCACCAGACAGGUGGCGGUGCGUCGUGCAGCAGUGUUCCUGGGAAUGUCUGAAGCCACAAAGUAUAUGGAGGAGACCCCGCACUGGUCUGAGCCAAGCGAAGUGUCGCAGUCUGAGCUGGAUAAAGAUGGGGGUUUCUCUCCGCCCAGCCCAACCUCUCCCGGGAGCCCCAGCUCUCCCGUCCCCCUGUCCAUCGUGUCCACGGCGGGGGAGUCUCAGGAAGAGGGGAAGGCUAUCAAAGAGGCUGAGGAUCAAGAUAUAGAAGAGGGGGAGAAAACCGAUGGAGAGUACUCUCCUACUACGCUGAAGAGUGUUGGGAGAGGACAGGGAAGAAAGAGAGGCAGAAAGCCGAAGGGUUUUAGCGGCGAGGAGGUGGAGGCGAGCAGCUCGACUGACGGGACCCCCAAAGCCUCCAGGGGGAGGGGGAGAGGCAGAGGGAGGGGGAGAGGCAGAGGUAGAGGUGGAUUUAAAACUGAGGUUCUGCCUUUGGAGGAUUCUGACGGUAGUAUAAAGGAUUUUGGGGACAACUCUGAAGACUGGAGCCCCUCGCUUGAGGACGAAACUGCAGCAAAGAAGCCUCGACUGAGUGCGGGAGAGGGGAGGAGAGGACGGGGGAGGGGGAGAGGUAGAGGUAGAGGCAGGGGUCGAGGCAGGAGGAAGGUGGUGAAGGAGGAGAUAGAGGACACUGAGGAAGAAGCAGAGGAGAGCGGCACAGGGGAGACGGAUGAAUUUGAUCUGGGGCUGGACAUGUCCCUGGAGGAAGGAGAGGUGGGGGAGCAGGAAGCGUCAGAAAUGAACGAGCUGACGCUUGCGUGCCCAGAGUGCGACAAACUGUUCAAAGACUUGAGCAGCCUGCGACGACACGAGAAGAUCCACAAAGGCCUGAAACCCUUCGUCUGCAUCUUCUGCUCCAAAAACUUCAGGCAGGCCACGCAGCUGAAGACUCACCUGCGCAUUCACACAGGCGAGAAGCCGUUUAAUUGCCCCGACUGCGACAAGUGUUUUGCUCAGAAGUGUCAGCUGGUGGCUCACCGCCGGAUGCACCACGGAGAGGAAAAGCCGUACACCUGCGAGCGCUGCGGCUUCAAGUUCGCCACCUCGUCCAACUACAAGAUACACAUCAGAUUGCACAGUGGGGAGAAACCGUACGUGUGUGACAUCUGCGGUCAGGCGUUCGCUCAGUCCAGCACACUGACCUAUCAUAAGCGCCGACACACCGGAGAGAAACCGUACCAGUGCGAUCUGUGCGGCAUGUCCUUCUCCGUGUCUUCGUCUCUUAUCGCUCACGCACGAAAACACACGGGUGAAACUCCGUACAAAUGUUCCCAGCCACAAUGUGAGUCAAGUUUUGUGACGUCUUCCGAACUGAAGAAACACAUGAGGCGACUUCACCCAGACGGAAACACAGGUGUGCAAUGUCUACUGUGUGGAAACCGGUUUGCCAGUGUGAAGAAUAUGAUCAAACAUCAGGAGAAGGCUCACGCUGACGAAGUGCGGCAACACAAGGAGAGAGCCCGGGCAGUGGUCCUCCUGGCUUCCAGUCACCCCGUGGCGUUCGUCCAAAGUAAACUUUCUCAGGAGAACAAAAGCAUGGCAACCAUCCCUGAAGGCGGGGAGCCACCAAACCCUGAACCCACCACCCCCACCUCCAAAGCCCUCGCAACAUCAGCAGCCACCAGCACCGCUAACGACGAUGCCGCCACCACCAACGUCCUCCUGCAGGACUUCAAAACGGAGCCCACCAAUCCAGACAUCACUGCCGAGGACCAGGUGACCUUUGAACCCGACACGGAGCAGACCAUCAACUCGGACACCCUGCACGCUCUGGUGGAGCAGCUGCGGCCCCAGCCCUCCCCGCCUGCCCAGAGCCUGGAGCAGAUAGUCAUCAUUAGGACGGUGGACAACGCAGAGCACAACCCUCCGCAGCAGUGAGACCCCCCCCAAAAAGAACAUUUUAACUUUUUAACAAUGAAGCCACUAUUAUGAUGGAAGUCAGCAUUCACAUUAAGGCUUGUAUCCCCAUAUAGUGAACUUUGGUGGACAUUCAGUGAUAUAAGGGAAAGACAAUUUGGGUCUUAAUUUCAUAGGCCAUUAUUUGCAUAAGUAAUAAAAUUGUAAUGCACACGUUAAUAGCAGAGAUCAAGGUAUGCAGUCACCCCUGUUAGACCUAUUGUAGAAAUGUGUAGAAUUUUUUUUUUUGUGGAAACAGAAAUUGUAACCAAUAAUUUUACUUUAAGCUAGUAUAAAUCUGUUAUUAUUUGUAGAAAUGAUGGUGAAAAACUAUAAAAAUAAGACCCAAGUUAUGAAAUAUAUAAUAAUCCUUUAACUGUCUCCAUUCCUCAUGGGUGCCACAACUAAAUCUGCUAAAAUUAGGACAAUUUCUACAAUAACACUACUAAUUUAAAGCCAAUUCACGUAUCCUUAAUCUGAAUAUCAGCUUAAACUUUAAAUUCCACUACUACUAAAACUUGAGACUACCAUCAUUUUCUCAGACAUUGACAUGUAGCUGGAUUUACUUUCUGCUGCAUAUCUGAUUAAAGGAAAACAUGUAAAGACGUAUAUAGUAUAAAUAUGUCCGCCAGUUGAACUUGCAUUGUUUUGAUAGAUAAUGUAGUUAGUAGGUGCCCUGGCUACAUUGAGAAAUAUUAUUUUGUAUUAAUCAUAAAUGUUUCCAUCUUAAGUCUUCGACAUGUGAUGGUGGCUUUAUUAACGAAAACAUCGUUUUUUUUGUUUUGAUGAAAUAUAGAUUUUUAUUUUUAAAGCAGCUGUUUUAGGUCUUAGCAGAAAAACGUGUGCUUCAAGUUUGAGAACUGCAUUAUAUUUCCAUGAACGUUUUUGUUUUAUGCUUUCUCUUUUAUUUUGGAUAAAACAUCUGCAUUACCUGUACAGAAAUGUGAGUUACAUAUAAACAUUCAUUGCUGUAUAACAAACUGAACAAGAAAAAUAAAAUUCAAACAAAAACGGA